Culicoides brevitarsis is the source of this 1971-nucleotide messenger RNA. RefSeq lists its product as uncharacterized. NCBI's taxonomy places the organism in Eukaryota, Metazoa, Arthropoda, Insecta, Diptera, Ceratopogonidae. Bases 1 to 1971 code for a protein of 656 amino acids. The record is from RefSeq and is a predicted model, not a curated record. The transcript has 5 exons.
AUGGGUAUUAACAACAAUGAAAUCGAUGAUGAGGAAGAAAAAGCUGAUCAAAUUAGACGAAAUUUAGAGCUUGCUCAAAAUUUGGAUAAAUAUCUUGAUAUUGAAGACGAGUCGGUCGAUCAGUUGGAAACUAGUGUGGAGUUUUUGAACAGAUCUAACGACAUUGAACUAUCCCGAUUGAAGGACAUAUUGCUUGCUAAAAGUACUGAAUUGGAAACAUUAAAGGAAUUGCUAACUAAAGAAGCAGAAGAAAAGCUUUCUCUCUUGAAUGAUUUUCAAAAGAAAAUAAGGAUACUAGAAGCAGAGAAAGAUCGUACUAUUAUGUCCAAAAAUCAAAUACACGACUUAUUAGUUGAAAGUAAGACUGAAGUUUCGACUUUACAAAGCAAUGUGCACGAGUUAAUGGAAAAACUUAAGAAUAGUGAAACAAUUAGUUCAAACUUAACAAUAGAGCUGAAACAAACCAAAACACUUCUAUCUAAUUUGCAGUGUGAGUAUAAUACACAGCAUGAAAUGAAGCAUAAGCAUACUACGUCAUAUGUAGAAUCUACAAUUAAACGACAUCAAGAAAAAUACAGUGUUCAAUUAGAUAUAAUGCAGCAACAAAUUGAUAGUUUGUCUUCUAAGCUCAAUGACAAGGAGUGUGAAAUUCAAAUUCUAAACAAUCAAAAUAAAGAUUUGGAAUACUCCAGAAAAGCUUUAUCUGAGGAAAUCAAUAAUUUAAAAAAAAGUUCAGAAGAAAAGCAAACUUUUACGUCUCAUAACUCAUUGAUCGAUGAAAAUACAUUGUUACAGAAAAGCAAUAAAGAUCUUAUACAACAAAACCAUAUACUAAAAAAUGAAAUAUUAGAAUUACAAAAACGAUUGAAUAAAAAUCUAAUAUUUGAUGUAGAAAAUAAUGAGAAAAGGUGUCAGGAAGAAAUUCAAAAACUGAAAGUGGAGCUCGAAAAGAAAAACGAAGAUCUUCAACAUUUUAAAGCUCUGGAAAACAAAUAUAUGAUUGAAGAAAACGAAUUUAAAAAGUCAAAAAAACGCUUAGAGUAUCAAGUAUUGCAAUUAGAAGAAAACGAUUCUCCUUAUUUGGCUGAAUUGCGAGAUUUACAAUCUAAAAAUUUGGAAAUGAACAAUGCAAUUGAGAACUAUAAAAAAGAAACCGAUUGCUUGCGGAAAGACCUUCAAAAAUCAAAAGAUACUGUUGCUCAACUAGAAAAGAAAAUUGCUUUACAAGAAUCUCAAAACGAUCUUAUUUCUGAAUUAAAACAAAAAGCAAACCAAUUUGAGAUAUUUAUGAAGUCAUCAGGAGAAAAAGCUCUGGUUAGUAAAACUGUAGAAAAAGAAUCUGAUUUAAAAGUAAUUCAAGAUAUGACGCAAAAAUAUGCAAUGGAAGUUAAGAUUAUAGAAAAUAAAUGCAAAGAUCAAAUUCAAAGCUAUACAAAAAGCCAUCAACAUUCACUGAAGAAUAUCGAAAAAUUGAAAAUGUGUCUGCAAGUUAAAUGUGACGAGAUUCAGUCUCUUAAAACAAUGGCGCUUAGGGAGAGGGCUAAAAUAAAUGAAAUAAUUAUGUAUAUAGAAAAUCGAGCAAAAAAUAUUUUAGGUCACCAAACUGAAGUAAUCAAGAAAUGUAAAUUGGAGUUACAAUUGCAUCAAAAAGAAUUAGAAAAUUUAAAAAAUAUUCAAUAUAAAAAAAAUCAAGAAUACAUCAGUUCAGAGGACAAAGUACAAAGUACCACACUCAAUAAUAUUAUACGCAUAAAAGAAAAAUAUCAAUUAGCAAAAUUGACUGCACAACAAUAUAAAUAUGGUUCGCUAAAGAAAGAACAAUAUAUACAUUGUAAAAAUAAUGCAUUGAAUGAAUUUCAUGCAAAUUUAGUGUUGAAAUUGGAAAAACCAAAAUCGAUCGAUAGUGAGUAUAUCUAUAUGCAAGUAGAAAAUUUAAAGUACAACCAGAAUAUUUUUGGUAUUGAAUCUUAA